Molecule: messenger RNA, 2123 nt
Organism: Panicum virgatum (switchgrass)
Lineage: Eukaryota; Viridiplantae; Streptophyta; Magnoliopsida; Poales; Poaceae
Exons: 2
Coding region: 399-1397 (332 amino acids)
Source: RefSeq, a predicted model, not a curated record
AUAGGGUGUCGGAUUUAUCUGUGGGCCUGCGUGCUCAUUUCCUGUGUUGGGCUGAACCUAAAGUGAGUUAGCCCAUAUCAGCACUUAUAUGUACGCUUGGACGAUGCUGAAGAGGGGCAAUCAGCCAUGAACAAACAUUAUUAUUCUGAACCUAUCUUCCUCAACCUCUCGCUUCCACGCGAGCUCUGCUCCUUCCUCCCUGCUUGAGGCAACGCAGCCGUGCUCUACCGCCGCGCGUGACGCCGGCAACCCUUCUAUCUCUUCUGAGAUCGUGACAUUUGGUUAUCAGAGCUACCGAUUGAGAGGCCCUAAAAUUCCUGACCGAGCCACCAAAUUCAACACAUUCGUGUAAUCCUAGCCUCAACCCCACUACACCCUCGCCGCCGCCGCAGUCCACCAUGACUUCACUGUCGCCCACGACCUCCGCCAAUGUCAAGGGAAUCAUCGCCGCUUUCGAGUUUACCAGGAUGCAACGGGAGUUGGAGCGCAGACGCCAGCGAUUGGAGAAGCUGUUCACCACUACAUCGGUGGCAUCGGCGACACCUCCACCGGCGCCCUUGGUCGCCCUCAGUUCACCGGCGCUAUCCACCACACCUCCGUCCCCCACGCCCACCGCCUCGGCCUCCAUCGACAACACCACGCUCAGCUCCUCCACCACCAGGGGCCCCCGGCUAGCUCCGCCCGCAAGGUGUUCGACACUGGGUCGCACCAAUGACGAGAGCACUCGUGUUCCUGUUAGCACCGCGUCGGCUCCUUCAUCAACCUCGUCACGCGCAUCAUCUGCUCCAAGCGCAGCACUGACCUUCCCAUUGACGGCUGCAACUGGUCUGUGUGCAAAGGAAGAAAUCUUCACCACCAUGCCCACCAAGUGUUCGACGAAUUGUUUCAACCGCGACAACAUGCUCAAGUUCGGGAACACUAUCAACAAAUGCUCCUCACUCGAGAAUAUGCAGCACAGCAGGUGGAAACUUUCAUGGGCGUAUGGCAUUGGCGUUUCGGAAUGGAAUCAUUGGUCCCCUCGUAUAUGCAUGAGUAGUGUGAUGCUCUAUAGUGUUAUGUCAGCUCAACCAGCGUAUGACGACAGCCUUGUAGAUGACAGUGACAACUUUAGUGUAUCCGAGAUGACAAUGCUAAAAUUCCUUGCCAUGACUUGGCACUGUUCUGCUUGUGUACAUGUGGUGUUGUUAAAGUUCACACACAAGUGGAAACAUAAGAAAGCAAUUUUUAAGCUACUAUUAUUGUGGGGAAACCAGACUGUCAAGAUGACUAUAAGAAUAAUUUCUUUUGCAAUGUUCACUGCUAAUGACAAAAUUCAGAGAAAGACAAGGUUGAUCGUAUGGACAGUGGAAGCAAAUGAUAUUCUGCAUCACAUUAUGAUGUCAGUUCAGUUAUCCUAACAAGUAAAUCCUUAUUACUUGAGAAACAAUCUGUGUGUCACUUCAAGCAUGAGGACCAUAACUGUGCCUUCUAUCAUUAGGAGAAGCACCUGUUAGCUGACAAUAUUUUGACAUUUACUGAAAAUGCUAGACAGCUGAAGCGUGAUGGUAUAUUGCUGAUCCACAUCUGUCAAUUUCAGAAGCAGUUACAUGUACCCAAUGCUGUUGCAUUAUUUACUGCCAAUUGGGGUAGUCUCAAUGGGACAGUUCAAGGGCCCUGUUUGGAUUGUUCUAGUUCCUAGAACGCAUAUUCCCUGAAAAAAGAAUCUCGCAUGCAUGGAGUACUAAAUGAAGUUUGUGAAACCUCUUUAGGAAUGAGUGUAACUUUUCGCGACGAAUCUAAUGACAAUAAUUAAUUGACGAUUGGCUACAGUAAUGCUACAGUAACUAUUCUCUAAUCACGCGGUCAAAGACCUCAUUGAUUCUUCAGGGCUCUUAGCACAGGGGUUGUAGAGUUAGUUUUACAAAUUCCCUUCAUUUAAUACCAAUAAUUAACGGUCAAAGUUCUCUAGCACAAGUUGUGAUAGGGAACCAAACAGGGCCAAGGUCACACAAGAAUGCUUUGCAAUUUUCUACAGCGGCACAAUUGUUGUUACUGGAAUCAGUGCACCCAGUUGCACAUAUAUCUAUUUCUUAGAAUAUAUGACUGUGUCCGUAGCCCAAAUAAUAGAGUUGAUAUGGGUGCAA